Messenger RNA from Onthophagus taurus, 1348 nucleotides. RefSeq names its product nephrocan-like. Lineage: Eukaryota; Metazoa; Arthropoda; Insecta; Coleoptera; Scarabaeidae. The record is from RefSeq and is a predicted model, not a curated record. Gene Ontology annotation, molecular function: protein binding.
UCCCCUUUGCCCUAAAACACCGCGUCCCUACUCUGCUCUAUUCUCACCAAAACACCCUUCUUUUAGCCUCUGUUCAGACCCAUACAGACCCGGCGAGCCUUUUCUAUAGGUAGUAUCAUGUACAGUCCCUGUCUACAACACAACGAAAACGUUGUCUCUUUAACGUUUUUUGUAGUAUUUACUUUCGCUGGUGUGCUUGGUUGUGAUUAAACCGACAAGUUUAUUUCCAAAUCAAUCAUAUUCUGUGCAAAUGAAGGAGAGAGAAUGCAAACGACGGAGGUGUUCAUCAUUUUAUUCACGUUCUCGACGGCUUUGGGUCAAACUUGUCGUGAAUGCCAGAUAUUUAAAGAUGUAAAGAGACUGAAAACUGCUAAUUGCUAUCGGAGGGAACUUGUUAAAGUGCCCAGGUGUCACACAAGUGGAAUCGAGGUAUUGGAUUUAUCGUUUAAUAGACUUCGAGAUAUCCAAAAAGAUGAUUUUGACUCAUACCCAAACAUUCAAGUUUUAUAUUUAUCGGAUAACUUCAUUAGAGAAAUCCACAACGAAUCGUUUAUGGAUAAACCUUAUUUAGAAGGUUUAGAUUUAUCCUCAAACGCUUUUUAUCACAUUCCUAUCUCGAUUUUUCAUCUUUCACAAUUAAAGUGGUUACAUUUAUCAAACAUAGCAAAUCCUGGAAUGGUGGAACAAAUCGAGAAAGCCGUCCCGAUUACGAGUCCGUUAACUUACUUGGAUUUAACCAACAAUAAAUUAACUCGAUUACCCGAUUUGGGCGAAUUACCGACUUUAUUACAUUUGAACGUGUCUGAGAACAAAAAUUCUGUUUUAGUGAAUAUUUCAACGUUUGCUGGAUUAUGUUCAUUGAAAGUAUUCGCUAAUGAGAAUUUUAAGGGUAGUUUUAAUGAUCCUUGUGAUUGUUUGUACUUAAAUCGGUGGUUGAUACAAAGGGGGGUAGUUUUUAGUAAUUUUUCUUGUGAAAAUAAUUUUCGUGGUGAUUGUAACGGAUCAAUACCGCAGGAGUACAUUAAUAAAUAUGAGACUUGUAAAAAAACUUUCGAAGAACAACAACAAACGUUGUUUAGGCACCAAGUACUUAAAAAUACGGGAAUUGGGAUUAUUGUGGUUAUGAUUUUGAUUACUGCAUUAUCAACGAUUUUAUAUCGAUCAAAAAGGAACAAAAAACGUAAAAUGGAGGAGCAUGAAGAACAAGCUAAACGAAGAAAAUUUAAUGAUAGGAAUUAUGAUUAAUUUUUUUGUUUUUGAAUAUUAUUAUUUAAAGUUAGGUUGUAAAUAUUUGUACAUAUUUGUAUUAAGGUUCAUAUCACUAAAUAAUAAAAUAUCUUAUAAAUAA